This is a messenger RNA of Orycteropus afer afer, 1245 nucleotides long. It is a transcript of the gene GRB14, whose product is annotated as growth factor receptor bound protein 14. Gene Ontology annotation, cellular component: plasma membrane; cytoplasm. Gene Ontology annotation, biological process: negative regulation of insulin receptor signaling pathway; insulin receptor signaling pathway. NCBI's taxonomy places the organism in Eukaryota, Metazoa, Chordata, Mammalia, Tubulidentata, Orycteropodidae. Bases 1 to 1245 code for a protein of 414 amino acids. The transcript has 13 exons. The record is from RefSeq and is a predicted model, not a curated record.
AUGAGUUUGAGUGCGAGAAGAGUCACUUUGCCUGCAAUAACGCCAAUAGUUCUACAGAAAAGGGGUUUACAUUUUAUUUACAGUCUAAAUCUUCCAUCAGAAAAAAGAACAAUAGAAGACCAUGAACUGGUGAUGGAAGUGCUAUCUAAUUGGGGAAUGGAAGAAGAGAAUAAGCUAUACUUUAGAAAAAAUUAUGCCAAAUAUGAAUUCUUUAAAAAUCCAAUGUAUUUUUUUCCAGAGCACAUGGUGUCUUUUGCAACUGAAACCAAUGGUGAAAUAUCCCCCACACAGAUUUUGCAGAUGUUUCUGAGUUCAAGCACAUAUCCUGAAAUCCAUGGCUUCUUACAUGCAAAAGAACAGGGAAAGAAGUCCUGGAAAAAGAUUUACUUCCUUCUGAGAAGAUCUGGUUUAUAUUUUUCUACUAAAGGAACAUCAAAGGAACCACGGCAUUUGCAGUUUUUCAGCGAAUUUGGCAAUAGUGAUAUUUAUGUGUCACUGGCAGGCAAAAAAAAACAUGGAGCGCCAACUAACUAUGGAUUCUGCUUUAAGCCUAACAAAGCAGGAGGGCCCCGAGGCCUGAAAAUGCUCUGUGCAGAGGAAGAGCAGAGUAGGACGUGCUGGGUGACCGCCAUUAGAUUGCUUAAGUAUGGCAUGCAGCUGUACCAGAAUUACAUGCAUCCAUAUCAAGGUCGAAGUGGCUGCAGUUCUCAGAGUCUGUCACCCAUGAGAAGUAUAUCAGAGAAUUCCCUGGUAGCAAUGGACUUCUCAGGCCAGAAAAGCAGAGUUAUAGAAAAUCCCACUGAAGCCCUUUCAGUUGCAGUUGAAGAAGGACUUGCUUGGAGGAAAAAAGGAUGUUUACGACUAGGCAUUCAUGGUAGCCCCACUGCUUCUUCACAGAGCUCUGCCACAAAUAUGGCUAUCCACCGAUCCCAGCCAUGGUUUCACCAUAAAAUUUCUAGAGACGAAGCUCAGAGACUAAUUAUUCAGCAAGGACUUGUAGAUGGAGUUUUCUUGGUACGGGAUAGUCAGAGUAAUCCCAAAACUUUUGUACUGUCAAUGAGUCAUGGACAAAAAAUAAAGCACUUUCAAAUUAUACCGGUGGAAGAUGAAGGUGAAAUGUUUCACACCCUGGAUGACGGCCACACGAGAUUUACAGAUCUGAUCCAGCUAGUGGAGUUUUAUCAACUUAAUAAGGGUGUACUUCCUUGCAAGUUGAAACAUUAUUGUGCUAGGAUUGCUCUUUAG